Zingiber officinale is the source of this 1617-nucleotide messenger RNA. RefSeq names its product lipoyl synthase 1, mitochondrial-like. Gene Ontology annotation, biological process: lipoate biosynthetic process. Gene Ontology annotation, cellular component: mitochondrion. NCBI's taxonomy places the organism in Eukaryota, Viridiplantae, Streptophyta, Magnoliopsida, Zingiberales, Zingiberaceae. The transcript has 4 exons. Bases 239 to 1399 code for a protein of 386 amino acids. Gene Ontology annotation, molecular function: 4 iron, 4 sulfur cluster binding; lipoate synthase activity. The record is from RefSeq and is a predicted model, not a curated record.
GAAAAUUUUCAGGUCACUCGUGCCUUCCUUUGCGAUCUGAUCUUCUCCUACCUCAUACGCGGCCUCUCCGCCGCGUCUUCCACCGCUUGCUCCGUCGGCGACCACCUGAACUCCCUCUUCCUUGCUCUCUCUAGUCCCUAUGGAGUUCAUCUAGAAAAGUGGCGUCGCCUCUCGCCGCCUCGUCACCGGCGGUCCGCCUGUCGGACGAUAUCUACGAAAUCAAGAACAGAGAGGGACGAUGGGACGGCAUCUCGUCCACCUCUUCGGCAACAUCUCUGCCCGAUCUGUUUCUGUCUUGCGAGGGUUCCGGCUUCACUCUUCCUCCGCAUGCUACCCCGUGGUCCAAACCGUAGUUUCCCACCAACCACCGCCGCCUGCACGGACGCUCUUAGAUCUCCGCCGUCGGCUAGCAGAUGAAUCCCUCUCCCUUUCCGACUUUGUCUACUCUGUCGAAGUGGGGACAAAGAAGCGCCCGAUUCCCAAGCCCAAAUGGAUGAAAGAGACCAUUCCUGGGGGCGCCAAGUACGCCGCCAUUAAGUCCAAGCUCCGGGAGCUCAAGCUACACACCGUGUGCGAGGAGGCGAGGUGCCCUAACCUUGGUGAGUGCUGGGCAGGAGGCGAGACUGGAACCGCCACAGCCACCAUUAUGAUCCUUGGGGAUACUUGUACUCGCGGCUGCAGGUUUUGUAAUGUUAAGACAUCACGCACACCUCCUCCACCUGAUCCAAAUGAACCUUCUAAUGUUGCUGAAGCUAUUGCUUCUUGGGGUUUGGACUAUGUGGUACUUACUAGUGUUGAUCGAGAUGAUUUGCCUGAUCAAGGAAGUGGCCAUUUUACCGAAACUGUGCAAAAAUUGAAGGCAUUGAAACCUAAUAUUCUGGUAGAAGCCUUAGUUCCUGAUUUUCGAGGAGAUCGAAAUUGUGUGGAGAAAGUUUCUAAAUCUGGUCUGGAUGUUUUUGCUCACAACAUUGAGACAGUUGAAGAGAUGCAGAACACAGUCAGAGACCAUCGUGCUAACUUCAAACAAUCAAUUGAUGUCCUUAAAAUGGCCAAAGAAUAUGCUCCUUCUGGCACACUAACAAAGACAUCGAUUAUGUUAGGCUGUGGUGAAACACCCGACCAAAUAAUCAGCACAAUGGAGAAAGUUAGAGCAGCUGGAGUGGAUGUCAUGACGUUUGGUCAAUACAUGAGACCCUCAAAAAGGCAUAUGCCGGUCUCUGAAUAUGUAACACCAGAAGCUUUUGAGAAGUAUCGAGCUCUUGGUGUUGAAAUGGGAUUUCGUUAUGUUGCAUCUGGCCCCAUGGUCCGAUCAUCAUAUAAAGCAGGUGAAUUCUAUAUCAAGUCAAUGAUUGAAUCUGAUCGAGCGAAGAUAUCUUCUGCAUCAAAUGAUGGAUCUUAACAAUAUUAUACACUGGUCAAUUAUAGGACUGAGUUAUUUUGUCAACAAUAGUAAGUUUUUUGUCAAGUACUUUGACAGUAUUGCUGCUUCAUUUUUUAUUGUUAAACUAAUUGAAAGUUGUACACAGGUGAUUGACACCUAUGACUGCUGUAUUUGUUGUACUCUGUUUGCAAAUAAUAGAGAUGUUGUUCUUGCUGCAUUGGCAGCAAUGUGACCAA